Messenger RNA from Racocetra persica, 341 nucleotides. NCBI's taxonomy places the organism in Eukaryota, Fungi, Glomeromycota, Glomeromycetes, Diversisporales, Gigasporaceae. The record is from the annotation of a GenBank genome assembly.
AAAUAUAUCCAUAUUCAAAAACUUUCAAAGAAAAAAUGUCUAAUAUUACUCUAUAUGAAGAAUUAUAUGAUGCUCAAUUGGAUUUGAGAGAAGAAAGAAGAAUUCAAAUUGAAGAAGUUUAUGUUGAAUCCAUUAAAUGUCUUGAAAGAAUUAUCGAAGAAAAAGAUAUUAUUAUACAAGAUACUGUUAACCAAUAUGAAAAAAUUAGUCAAAAUACUAUUAGUCAUAAUGAUAAUAGAUUUAGUGAAUGUGAUUCUAAUGAUAGUGGUUAUAAUAGUUAUGAUGAAUAUGAAGAAAUAAUGCAAGAUAUAUUUGAAGUUAUUAGUGAAGAUAGUUUUUAA